Molecule: messenger RNA, 287 nt
Organism: Scutellospora calospora
Lineage: Eukaryota; Fungi; Glomeromycota; Glomeromycetes; Diversisporales; Gigasporaceae
Source: the annotation of a GenBank genome assembly
AUGUACUUUUAGAAACUGAGAAAACAAAAGAUUUUAGAGCAAUUCUUGACAGAAAUGCAUGGGAUCCCCUUGCCACAGAUAGGAAACAAGAUCAUUCAAUACUGAUAUUGACUGAAGAACAUAAGUAUAAUCUGGACCUUGCUUCAAGGAAUUUGAAGAGCGUUCAUGCCUUAACAGCUCAAGAAAUUUUUGAUGCGGGCGAUGUUUAUAAUAUAAUGUGUCAUGAGAUUUUGAUUAUGGAUAAGGAAGCGACAGAAACAUUACAAAUGGCAUUGAAACCUAAAUGA